Molecule: messenger RNA, 1688 nt
Organism: Sphaeroforma arctica JP610
Lineage: Eukaryota; Ichthyosporea; Ichthyophonida
Exons: 14
Coding region: 41-1672 (543 amino acids)
Cellular component (GO): membrane
Source: RefSeq, a predicted model, not a curated record
AACAGAGCAGAUAGAUAUACUGCGAGAAAAUUACCCAAAAAUGAGAUACAGGCUCCCCGUCCGCCCGAGAGUUUGUGAUUAUCUACAACUUCCCAUCCGAACGUCAACUGCGUAUGUUCGAAGAUUAAACUCGACUGUGGGUUGGCGAUUUGUUAUCCUGAUGACAUCGGUAUAUUUCGGCAUCAAGGGAACGCUUGGUACCUUUGUCGGUGUUGGCCAGCUGCCCUAUUUCAAAGAACAUCUCAAGGUGUCCGGCUCAGAGUAUCAAGCGUACAGGACAGCUGCAAUGACCCCGUGGGCCAUGAAAGCUUUGAUGGGAGCCAUCAGCGACUCGAUACCUAUCGCCGGUUAUUUUAAACGAUACUACAUAGUUAUGGCCUCGGUGGUAGGCACGGUGGCCUUUCUUCUAUUGUCCACCGUUCAGCUGUCUGAAGGACAGGAGUGGAUUGCGGCACUCAUGUUUAUGAUGGUACACUUUGAGAUGGCGCUGGUCGACCUGCUAUGCGAGGGCGCGUAUGCUGCGAUUAUGAGCAAAUUUGCUUUCUCCGGCUCUGACAUUGUCACGUGGGUUUGGACCAUGGUGCAUAGCGGAGGUUUGCUUGCGGCACUAGUCGUCGGACCACUAGCGAAGGCUGGCUACAUUCGUGGAAUGUUCAUCAUCUGCGUUCCAAUAGCAGCUCAAGUCGCGAUACCUACACUUCUGGGUUACCUGCCCGAGAAACGACUCCCAAAGAACAGUAGAGGUCCACAGAUCGGGAAAAUGUUAAAACAUAAAAAGAUUUUGUUACUGGCAAUCGGAAUGGCUGUUGCAGCAAUGGGCUUAGGGAUCUGCAAUAUGAUAGCCUACGAACCUUUGACGCUUGUUUACGCGCUGACCAGUUCUACAUUAAUGGUUGUAGCCUCCUUCAGUGUGAUGCCUCGCAAUCUCGCGCUCAGCAAUUUAUUCUUGUUCCUGCUAGCCGCUAGUUAUAUCAACCUGGGAGGUGCUCUGGACUACUUUUACCUGGCCGAUAAAGAGUGUAAUCCGGGUGGUCCCCAGUUCGACGACGUCUACUAUUACACAUGGUCGUCCAUAGCACAAUCGGUGUUUGGUGCGGUGGGCGUACUCUUUUUCCAGACCUUCCUGUCACACUGGCCAUUCCGAAGAGUGUUCUGGGUGACAGUAUUGCUUCGAGGGGUUGCUGCUACGGUGGAUAUCAUCAUAGUGAACCGAUGGAAUUUGAUUAUAGGGAUAUCAGACAAGAUGAUGUACAUGGUCGGCUAUAAUUCUCUCUACCAGGUGAUAGGGAUGCUCGAAUUCAUGGCGGCUGUCGUCCUAACGACCAAAAUGUGCCCUAAAAAUAUCGAGUCGACAGUUUAUGCCUUGCUGGCGGGAUUUCAGAACUUUGGGAGUACUGUGUCCUCAUCGAUUGGAGUGGCGAUGAUGAAUUACUUUGACAUCCGCACGCAGAUUCCAUGCGAUUUUACCCACCUCACUACUCUGAUAGUGAUAUCCCAUAUGGUGCUUCCCUUGAUGUGCAUUCCGUUAACUUUCGUUCUGCUGCCCGAUGCGUAUAUGACCGACACCUUAAAUGAGCACGGGGAGCUUGUACGUAAUCAUUCAAAUGCUGGUGACUCUAUUGAACUGAAAAGUGAAACUAAUGAUGAUUUAGACACUGAUGUAUAUCAAUAAUGAUCAAUAAAAUUAC